Messenger RNA from Peronospora matthiolae, 555 nucleotides. The record is from the annotation of a GenBank genome assembly. Lineage: Eukaryota; Oomycota; Peronosporomycetes; Peronosporales; Peronosporaceae.
AUGGGCAUCCAUGCUGUUAGCGUCAUACUAGAGGCUAUCGUUAGAGAUGCCCGACAUGCUACUAUCGCAAAGUUCAUUCAAAAUGAACUUGACGCUAAACGCGAGAAAGUAGCCUUGCUUCACCAACAAGGUUCUCAAAAAGCAGAGUUGUUGAGAGAAAAGGGUGCUCAACAGUUUGAACCGUUGAAACAGCAGCAGGCUGCUGCUGGUGGGUCGAUGCACUCGCGUCGACUCGAGACCUUGAAGAUUGACAUCUCCAAGUACAGGGGAGUCGAAGAGGACUCCCUCUUGAGAUGGUUUGUCGAGUUAGACGACACCAUGAGGGCGCGUCGCAUCUACGACGGGGAUAUGCAAGCUGCAUUUGCCCAGUCAAAUCUGGCAGGAAGUGCCAAGACUUGGGCUUUGAAAGUCAAGUUGCACGACCCAUAUGCGUUUGGGUCGUUAGAAGUCUUCAAGUCGCGGAUCAGACAAACGAUUGAACCGCCUAGAGCUGAGUUCAGAGCUCGAACCGAACUCUUGAAGCUUAAACAAGGUAAGCGUGAUGUGCACGCUUAA